Molecule: messenger RNA, 339 nt
Organism: Papaver somniferum (opium poppy)
Lineage: Eukaryota; Viridiplantae; Streptophyta; Magnoliopsida; Ranunculales; Papaveraceae
Product: ctenidin-1-like
Exons: 2
Coding region: 1-339 (112 amino acids)
Source: RefSeq, a predicted model, not a curated record
AUGGUGAUGGCGGUGAUGUUGAUGGUGGUGGUGGUAAUUAAUGGUGAUGGCGUCGAAGAUACAGAUGAUGGUGUUAAUAUUGGUGGCUGCAAUGAAGAUGAUGGUGUUAAUGGUGGAGGACGUGGUGGUGGCGAUGGGGCGACGGAGCUGGUGGUGGUAGUUGCAAAAGUUCCCGUUGAUUCAUCGAUCUACAUAGAUUGUUUAGGAGGUGGUGGAGAUAGAACUGGUGGUGGUGGUGGUGGAUUUGGGGGAAUUAUACGAGGUGAUGAUAGAACUGGUGGCGGGAUUAGUGGAGGUGGCGCUGGAGUUGAGGUGGAGACGAUGAAGAUGAAAAGUUGA